Molecule: messenger RNA, 1905 nt
Organism: Mauremys mutica (yellowpond turtle)
Lineage: Eukaryota; Metazoa; Chordata; Testudines; Geoemydidae
Product: single-pass membrane and coiled-coil domain-containing protein 3-like
Exons: 3
Coding region: 80-949 (289 amino acids)
Source: RefSeq, a predicted model, not a curated record
UCCCGGGAACACCCGCUUGAAGGCCCAUGUGACACCCCCUGGCCCCGCGCUCCGGCCCAGCAGCGCCCCGGGCCUGCCAAUGGGAUCGCGGGGGCUGACCGGGACAGUGAGACACGGAGCGGCCUCCUAUAAAGGCGAGUCCCGGCUCCGGCGCGCACAGAGCGUCCCAGCCACGGGAUCCUCCCCGGAGAGCCCAGGCUGCCGCCCGCCGAGCCGAGCCGAGCCCUGCCCAGGCCAACGGCCCCGCAGCUUCCCACACGCCCGGCGAGCAGCUUUCCCGAGAAUGUCCUGGAGCGAUAUCCUGUACCCAGACAACCGGGUGAGGCGGGAGAGGGUGGCGCGGUUACACCAGGAGCUGAUCAACUGCAUAGAGCUCAAUUUUGAUACCACCAAUGAGCUGAUUGAAGCCUUAAACACACACUGUCAGUUCAAGCUGCACCCCGUUAAGAUGAACAUGAACGGCACCAUCCGGGAGAACUGCGACAUGCUCCUCGCAGCCAUAAAGUCCAUCCAAGACAUUCUGCAGGCCAUCGACAAAAGACUGAAGAGCAACCUGGAGCCAGAUCUCUACCGAAAGCUUCACGAUUUCCAGGAGCCUGAUGCCACGAAGAUGCGGAUUCUGCGCAAUGUGGCCACAGUGGUGAGCAGCCUUGCUGGGACUGUGGCCAUGGGGUUCUUCAUCAAGCUGGCGUUAUCGCAGGUGGUGGUCAUAGUCCUGAGCCAAACUGCCAUGGCCUUGUCCAUUAUCGGUGCCUCCUUGAUUGGUGCUGUGGCUGGCAUGAUAGUGGGCGUGGGAAUUGACUUGAUUCUCAGCGCGAUCCUGGGCGCCAUAGAGAGAGACCAACUGGAGGCGAAGAUUCAGGAGCUCAGUGAGCUGGUGAGUGAGUUCAAGCCAGCCUCCAAGGAGUAUAACAAAGCCAUCAUGAAGAUCCUCUGCAAGCUGCCAUAGCCGGAGGAGAAUCACCUGCUCAGAGGACUCCAGACCAAGCUGCAAGUUACCAUUACUUGUGAAAAUAAGGCAGUGGGGAUCAGAUCCCAUCUACCAUGACUUAGCCCAGCAACAUUAAAGCCAGCACAAUAAAUGAUAUCUAGCUCUUACACAGUGCGUUUCAUCAGCAGAGCUCAAAGUGCUUCAGGCUUCAUUAAUGUCUUUAUCCUCCCACCACCCCUGGGGAUAGGGCAGGGCUAUUACCCCCAUUCUACAGAUGGGGAAACUGAGGCCCAGAAAUUCACAGGUAUUUAAGCACUUCACUUCCACUGAUUUCAGAGCAAUUGGCUCAGGCUCUCUGCAGACUCAGGCAGUGUCACAGAUGUCAAGGGAAGCUGGGUGCCUAAAGUGACUUGCCCCAGCCCACACAGGAAGUCUGGCGAGAAUUGCCUGAGUUUCCCAAGUCACAGACUAGUGCCCAACAACCCCUGGGCCAUCCUUCCCCUCUAGCUGGUGUUUUUCAUCUGUAGAUCUCAAAGCACCUCAGAAAGGUCAGUAUCUAUAAGCCGACUAUACAUGGGGGGAAACAGUCACAUAAAGGGACUCAGCCAGCAGGCCAGGAAUAGUGCCGGGAAUAAGAACAUCAGAAUAAUUCAUUUAGACUUUUCCCCACCAAAACCGACACGUCCCCCCUGAAACAUUUUAAUUUUGACCAAACGGCCUUUUCCAAUGGAAAACUGUUCUAGCGAAAGCUUUCUGGCCAGCUCUGUGCCCGGCCUAGGCCGGAGAACCUACCUCAGGGUUUCGGCUCCAGCCCAGAUCUGGGGGUUGAGCUAGAGCAGAGCUCAGAGGUCCAGUAACUUCCCCAACCAUUGCUAGGGUCUGUCUGGUGUUUAAAUUCAGGGCCUAUUACCUGAAUCCGAGACUAGAUAGGAGGGGGGAUUCUGGGAUGAUAGUGAGCUGAGACACUCAGGACU